CUGAGCUGCAGCUUCACGGAGGAGGAGUUGUUUACUGAGAACGGCGGACCUGAAGGAGGACAGGGAGGACAGAGAGCCUGUCCACAUACCGCGGACACGCAGAAAGACAGACUUUGUCAGACUUUGAGGAAGGGGGGUCCGAGGUCACAGCUCCAUGUGGUCUGAUAGAAGAUGAGAGAACAUGACUUUGGACAGAGCGAGCCGGGGUCUCUACAACCCUCCUGCAGCACUCUGCCGGGGUCAGAGGUCACACUGCACCAGGACGUCAAGGUCAAGGGUGCGCUGGGUGUGUGUGACGACAGAUCAGCUAGUUUCCGUGGUAAAGAGCUGGAGGAGGGCGGAGCUGAAGACAAAAACCAGAGCAAAGCAGGUGGAGAGAAUGACAGGUGUGAUCAUCCUGUCGACAGCGCAGGUCUUUUCUCCUUCAUGACGUUUCACUGGCUGACUCCUCUCGCUGUGCACGCUCGCAAGAAAGGGCAGCUCCUAUUGGACGACAUUUGGCCCGUGUCACACAGGGAGGGUUGCCACGACAACAGCCUCAGGUUGGCGUCUCUGUGGGAGGAGGAGCAGAGGUCAAAGGGCAGUGAGGCAUCUCUGUGUUCGGUUGUUUGGUCUUUCUGUCGGACUCGUCUCCUCCUCUCCAUCCUCUGUCUGACCGUCACACAGCUGGCUGGAUUCAGUGGGCCAGCGUUCGUGGUGAAGCGUCUGCUGGAGUACACCCAGCAGGAGGAGCCAGACCUGGGCUACGGUCUGUUGCUGGUGCUGGGUCUCCUCACCACGGAGCUUAUACGGUCCUGGUCCCUGGCUCUGACCUGGGCCCUGAACUACAGAACCGGAUCCAGGCUGAGAGGGGCCAUCCUCAGCCUGGCCUUCAGCAAGAUCCUCCGCCUCCGCAGCGUCAGGGACAAGUCCAUGGGACAGUUGGUGAACAUGUGUUCCAGUGAUGGUCAGAGGAUGUUUGAAGCAGCAGCAGUGGGCAGUCUCUUGGCAGGAGGCCCCCUUGUGGCCGUCCUUGGUGUGGCCUACAACCUGUUCAUACUGGGACCAACUUCUCUACUGGGAUCAGCUGUCUUCAUCCUUUUCUACCCCACUAUGAUGUUCAGCUCCAGACUGACUGCGUACUUCAGGAGGAAGGGCGUGGCCGUGACCGACCGACGAGUCCAGAAGAUGAACGAGAUUCUCAGCUGCAUCAAGUUCAUCAAGAUGUACGCCUGGGUCAAAGCCUUCUCCCAGGACGUCCGCCGUAUCCGUGAGGAGGAGCGCAGGAUUCUCGAACUCACGGGUUACUUUCAGAGCAUCACAGUGGGCGUGGCUCCCAUUGUGGUGGUCAUCGCCAGUGUUGUAACCUUCUCCACCCAUAUGUUGCUAGGAUACGACCUGACAGCCGCUCAGGCCUUCACUGUGGUGACAGUGUUUAACGCCAUGACCUUUGCCCUGAAGGUCACUCCGUUUUCUGUCAAGUCUCUGUCUGAAGCGUCAGUUGCCGUGGAGAGAUUCAAGAGUCUCUUCCUGUUGCCAGAGGUUGAGAGUGUCCGACCGUUACCUGGUGAUCCUCAGGUUGCUGUGGAGAUGUGUGGGGCCAGUCUGGCGUGGGAGGCGGGCGGGCAGAGUGCUCAGCCCAGUCCGUGUGUCCGAACAGCUGGCAGACUCCGAUACAGGGACAGGUGCAGAGGCAGAGGUCCUGUUCUCCAGGAGGAGGAGGACGAGGAGCAGGAGGAGGUGACUGGCUCCCUGCUGAGAGGAGGAGGAGGAGGAGGAGAUGUGGCCUCAAGCCCAGAGGAAGAGGAGGAGAUAUGUCCUCCCCUCCUAUCUGUCCCUCCUGUCUCACCACGCCUUCAGAGCACCCUGCAAUGCAUCAACCUGAGUGUCCAACAGGGGAAGCUGGUCGGUGUGUGCGGCAGUGUCGGCAGUGGGAAAACCUCCCUGAUCUCUGCCAUCUUAGGACAGAUGACUGUGCUGGAGGGCAGUGUUGCUGUCAGAGGAAGGCUGGCCUAUGUGGCUCAGCAGGCCUGGAUCCUGAAUGCAACGCUGAGAGACAACAUCCUGUUUGGACAGGAGUACCAGGAGGACAGGUAUCAGUCCGUGCUGAGCACCUGCUGCCUCAGACCAGACCUCGCCCUGCUGCCCAGCGCCGACCUCACAGAGAUCGGGGAACGUGGUGCCAACCUGAGUGGUGGGCAGCGACAGCGAAUCAGCUUAGCCCGUGCCCUUUACAGCGACCGGGACGUUUACAUCCUGGACGACCCGCUCAGCGCCCUCGACGCCCACGUGGCCAACCACAUCUUCCACAACGCCAUCAAGAAGCAGCUUCGCCACAAGACUGUCAUCUUCGUCACUCACCAGCUGCAGUACCUGGUGGACUGUGAUGAGGUCAUCCUGAUGAGGGAGGGGAGUAUAGUGGAGCAGGGUCACCAUGACAACCUGAUGAAACUGAAUGGAGACUACACCGCCAUGUUCAACCAUUUCCAGCUGGGAGACACUCCGUACAUAGAGGCUCCCAGCAGGAAGCAUGGCGGCUCUCAGAGGAAACCAGCUGACAGUAAACCAGGCUCAGUGAAGAAGAACGCACCGGUCACCAAGGACAAUGGGGAGGAGCAGCAGUGUGGGGGAGUGGCCUGGCCUGUGUUUCAGCGCUACAUGACGGCAUGUGGUGGAUCCGCCUCCUGCCUGCUGAUCCUGGUGGUGUUCGUUUUUAAUGUGGGAAGCUCCGCCUUCUGCCAAUGGUGGCUCAGCUACUGGAUCAACCAGGGCAGUGGGAACACCACAGUUACCCAGGGAAACAACUCCGCGGUGAGUGUCAGCAUGAAGGACAAUCCCAUGAUGCAACACUACGUCGCCAUAUACGCCUCCUCCAUGGGAGUCAUGCUGCUCUUCAAACUCAUCAGAGGCAUCGCCUUCGUUAAGGGAACCCUGCGAGCCUCCUCCAAGCUGCAUGACGAGCUCUUCCACAAGAUCCUCCGCUGCCCCAUGAAGUUCUUCGACACGACGCCCACAGGACGAAUCCUCAACCGCUUCUCCAAGGACAUGGAUGAAGUCGACACCCGUCUGCCCUUCCAGGCUGAGAUGUUCAUCCAGAACGUGAUCCUGGUCUUCUUCUGUUUGGGCGUCAUCAGCUGUGUUUUCCCAUGGUUCCUAGUGGCCGUGGGUCCUCUGGUCUUACUGUUUGCGGCACUUCACAGUGUCUCCAGGGUUUUCAUCCGGGAACUGAAGCGUCUGGACAACAUGACAACGUCGCCCCUCAUGUCCCACAUCACCUCCAGCAUUCAGGGCCUGGCCACGCUGCAGGCCUACGGCAGGGGCCAGGGCUUCCUUAAAAGGUACCAGGUUCUGCUGGACCAGAACCAGGCUCCGUUCUACCUGUUCAACUGUGCGAUGCGGUGGCUGGCAGUGCGCCUGGAUGUCAUCAGUGUGGCUUUGAUCAGCCUCACCGCUCUGAUGAUGGUCCUCAUGCACGGACAGAUCCCUCCCGCCUACGCCGGCCUCGCCAUCUCCUACGCCGUGCAGUUAACAGGGUUGUUCCAGUUCACAGUCCGUUUGGCGUCUGAGACUGAAGCUCGAUUCACCUCUGUGGAGAGAAUCCAUCACUACAUCCAGUCCCUGUCCCAGGAGGCCCCAGCCCGGGUCAAAGGUCAAGCCCCCCCGGCUGACUGGCCCCAACAGGGGGAGCUGGUGUUCAGGGAGGUGGAGAUGAGGUACCAGGAGAACCUCCCAUUGGUCUUGAACAGGAUCUCCUGCACCAUCAGGCCCAAAGAGAAGGUCGGCAUUGUGGGCAGGACUGGGUCAGGGAAGUCGUCUCUGGGCGUGGUCUUGUUCAGGCUGGUGGAGCGCUCUGGAGGAUCCAUCCUGAUCGACGGCAUCGACAUCAGUGACAUCGGACUGGCUGAUCUCCGCAGUAAGCUGUCAAUCAUCCCCCAGGACCCGGUCCUGUUCAGUGGGACCGUCAGGUUUAAUCUGGACCCCUUUAACCAGUACAGUGAGGAGCAGAUCUGGGAUUCUCUGGAGAGAAGUCACAUGAAGGAGUGUGUGUCCCAGCUGCCCCUGAAGCUGGAGUCUGAGGUGGUGGAGAAUGGAGAAAACUUCUCUGUGGGAGAGAGACAGCUGCUGUGUGUCGCCAGGGCUCUGCUGAGGCAGUGCAAGGUCCUGAUCCUGGACGAGGCCACGGCGGCUAUGGAUGCUGAGACUGACGCUUUGAUCCAGGAGACCAUCAGGAGCUCGUUUCAGGACUGCACCACCCUGACCAUCGCUCACCGCCUCCACACCGUCCUCGCCUCCGACCGUAUCAUGGUGCUCAACCAGGGACAGGUGGUGGAGUUUGACGAGCCUUCCAAGCUUCUGGCCAAUGAGAACUCUCGGCUGUGUUCGAUGCUGGCUGCUGUGGAAAACAAGGUCUCUGUCCGAGGAUGAAGAGGAAGGACGGAGGGCUGAGGACUGAGGUGGGGGUUCGGGGAUACAGCAGGUCAAAGGUCAAGCAGUGACAUUAGGUCAGCUCUGUCCCACUGAUCCCGUUAAAACCAGUAUAAACCAUCAGAUGAAGAACAUUUACACAAACUAAAGGACUGAUCUGAAGGUGCUGUUUCUGUUGCUGUACUGUAUAGUUGAAACUUAAAGACAGAGCCUCUGCACAGAGUGACACUGGUGUCAGAGCUGCUCUGGUUAUAGAAUCUAGAUCUGUAUAAAGUCUAUUCUGACCUCUGUUCAGUCUUUGAUGUCUCAUCAUCAUCUCACUGACUUAGCUGUUGCUUUUUUGCAACAUUUUUUCGGUUUGUUGUGUGUUUUUGUGUGUCUUUAUGGGCUGAAUGAACCAGGUCUGUGGUUAUUAAUAUUUUUAAUGAUUAGUUUCUAGUUAUAAACAUAGUCUGAGUGACUGUGGUGACCUGGCACGCUGUGAUUGGAUGUUUGGAGAGGGUUAGAAGGUCAAAGGACCAAUCUGACAUGAUUUCCUUCUUUUGAAAAAUUCUGUGAAAUGUGAAAAGUCCAAAGCGGUUAAUUUUCUGUCGCUGAAGUAAUAAUGACUACUGUAAAUCACAUGUAAACACACGUCGCACAUGUAAGCAUCAGAUACUGAUUUUCAGUCUUCCGUGUCCGGAGACUCAGGAGAAUCAGGUCUGCAUCGUGUCCAGGGGAUCAACUCCUGUGGGUAAUGCCUAGAGAAGUACAGGGUUGCAGUGCGUGUGUGUGUGAAAGCAGCUUUUAUGCAGGAAGAACUUCAGUCUAAGUGAAGACCCCUAAACUAAGAAGUGCCGGAUAUGGGUGCACGGUCGCUGGGCUGAAAUACAUUUAGCACAGAGGCCUGAGCUUGCGGUGGAACAUGCAGGCACGUAAACAAGCCUGUAAAUAAUCAAAACCCGGAUGAAGAGUGAGAUGCUGCUGUGUGUGUAAACAACAAGGCCUCGCAGACUGAGCUUCACUUUCACCUUAGGGCCACUUCAAACUCCAGAGCCUCGUUUUUCAUUGAUUUUUAACGUGGACUGAAACCUCAGGUGUGUCCUGCAGGUGUGUUACUCUUUCUUCUUCGCUCCUGUUUUUAAAUGUGAUGAUUUCAGUCUGUAAACUGCUGUUUCUUUGUUUGAAAUGUUUUUCUUCUGACUGUAUUUUUGGUUUUUAUCAGUGCUGCUGUAAAAACUCCCUGUGAAACCCUGACGAUCUGAGAUGAUGCUUCUCUCUUUCUUUUCUUUGAAAAACCGGGAGACGUUUGUUUUUACAGCCUGGUUUCUAUUUUGGUAGAUGGACAGACUUGUCUCUGACCCGUCUGUCUGGUGUCCUAUUUGUCCUCGUAUCUCUGCAGCUUCACCACAGAGGAAGACGUCAUCGUAACUGAUGAACAGAGCUGCCAAAAUAAAAGCCUGGUUGUGAAAACAGAAUUUUCCUUGAAAGAGCUGAGUGAGGCUGAACUCUUAAAGAACCGGAGGAGGUGAAAGAUUUUUCACAUCAGCACCAUUUUAUAUCACGUCUGAUCAAACAGCCUUGUAGAAAAGUCAGUGUGCGUGUGUUUGCUGUGUUUUUCUAACAGCCUUAUAGCAUGACUUGACUGCCUUGUUAGCAGGGAAGGGGG
Messenger RNA from Toxotes jaculatrix (banded archerfish), 6052 nucleotides. RefSeq names its product ATP-binding cassette, sub-family C (CFTR/MRP), member 5 (gene abcc5). Gene Ontology annotation, biological process: transmembrane transport. Lineage: Eukaryota; Metazoa; Chordata; Actinopteri; Toxotidae. The transcript has 30 exons. The record is from RefSeq and is a predicted model, not a curated record. Gene Ontology annotation, molecular function: ATP hydrolysis activity; ABC-type transporter activity; ATP binding. The coding region runs from base 172 to 4404 and encodes 1410 amino acids. Gene Ontology annotation, cellular component: membrane.